AGUCCAUAAGGGCUAUCCGUUGGUCAAAACAAGCUAGGUUAGCAACGGUAAUGUAAGAUAGUAAACGCUACGUAUCGGUAUAACAAUAAAACGGCCAAUCUGCGUUAUCUUCCCAGUGAAUAUAUGGGAUCCGCAGAAUGUAUCUGUUAGUCAACCAAAUGUUGCAAUAAGUAGACUUGGGUGUGUUUGUGAACUAGCUUUACUGUUAUCGAACGAAUACUGCUAACGAAGAUUGCGGCUAGUCAUUUGGAAAUGGUCUGAACCGCACUAGCUAGCUAAAGUGAACGCGAGGUUGUACGUCUCGGUGUUUUCCCAAUUACACACAACCUCACAGAAGGUGGAGAUAAUGCACCACGUCAAAAUCAAGACUGAAAGGCCAGAUUCGGAGGGGACAGGUGCACGCAGCAGAUUGGAUGCUGUGUUACAGGGACUGGUGGAGAGAAGUGAAAAUGAAAGGGAGCAAAAUGAGGGUGAUGCUGGAAAACUGUCAGUGGACUCUUUAAACAAGGAUUUGUCUCCAUCGUCUGCUGGAAAACGACCAUCAGCUCGAUUUCCACAGCACCGGAGGAAGAAGCGAAAAGAGAUGGAUGAGGGCAUACCAGAGAGCAAUCAGCACAAACAAAAUUCUUACAUUAUCAAGUUAUUUGAUCGCAGUGUGGAUCUGGCUCAGUUCAACACAAGCACCCCACUGUAUCCUAUCUGUCGUGCCUGGAUGAGAAACAAUCCGUCUGUUCGAGAGCCAGCUGCUUUCCCAAGCCCCUCACACUGCAUGGUAGAGGAAGAGGUUACAGACAUGAUCAAUGGUAAAGGUCAGAAUGUGUACAGACUCCCUCCUCCAACCCCGUGUCCAAUCAGCACAUCUGGUGAACUCACCAAUCUCAGGAUCCCACAGACUGAAAAACCCACUGUUACCAAGUUGACAGAUUCAGUUCCUGUAUCCAGUUCUCUCAUAUGCGACCAUAUGGAACGUUGGAAAAAGAUAAGGCAAAAAUGGAAGGAGUGCUCUCACAAGAAUCAACUAAGAUACAGUGAGAGUAUCAAGAUCCUUAAGGAGAUGAAGGAACUUUAUGAUCGCUAACUCUUCACCACAGAAUGGAAUUUGUUGUAAACUUUUGAAUAAAUCUAACUUGCUCAUCAGUAAUUUUUUUUUCCAGAGUUGACUGUGUUCACCAUGACUCGUUCUUUUGACGUGCACCUGGCAGCUUGUUAAUUCUUUAUGUCUCUGUUCUUUUGCUCAUAUGUGACUUAACAAUUUUUUUUGGGACAGUAUGAUUGAAAAUGACAUGGAAUAUGAUUUAAAUCCUAAUUUGCGUUACUUAUAUGUUCUAAAUCAGAUGCAGAUCAGAUGUUACUUGCAGUGCAACCUGAGUCAUAUUGAAAUCCACAAAACUUGAGCUGAUGCAAAGUUAACACAGCAGUUGAAAGUGACCCAGUUUUAAUCAUCCGCCCCCCAAAUCUGACUUCACAGUCAUUUGUGUAUGUAACCUGUAUUUAACAUCAGUGUGAGAAGAAGCACCACAUAUACAAACAGCAUACUACUUAGCAGAAAAUUCCAUUGGCAUAACAGUUCAUCAUUGAAAUUGAUAAAAACUGCUGACUGUUAAUAUUGCUGUAACAGUAACGUGAGCAUGUUCAGUGGGAGGAAAAAUACAAUUUCAAUCUGACUGUUCGUAGCCGUAACACCAGCAGGAAUCAAAUGUGUAUCUGAUUAUUGCACACAUAUGAAAGUGCCCAAAUUCAGAGUUGAAAAGUUGAUGCAAUUUGUGCUGUUCAUAUUGUAAUAUAAAAAACAGAUUUGACUGGCAUGACCAUAAAAGAUUUGCCUACAGUGUAAACAUAGUAUAAAUGACUUGCCAUAAGACUUUUGUGAAGAGGUUAUGAUGAUGGGUUUGCAGUUUUACAUGUGGCAUUAAUUUUGAGGCAGGGAAGAUAUAGUUGCUUUAACAUGUCAGUCAGAGGACUCACUUGGUACAUGAUGAAUGCUCCAUAUUUGGUCAUUGAAAACUCUUUGGUUUCCUUUUAUGUCUGUUUAUCCUGCCACGUUGUCAAUUUGAAGUUAAUGUUCUAGAGAAGUAACUGUUAGAUACUUCCUAACUACACAGUAGUAAGUGCUUGACCACUACCUAAAAUGAAGAUUUAGUAAACCUGGAUAAUUGUAAAGGGGCUUUUCUGUUUGUAUUUAUUUUAUAUAUAUUGACUUAUAAUUAAUUUUAUUUUUUAAAAAUUGCAGUUUAGAAUGAUUUCAGAACUUUAUAAGUUGCAAACCAAAGCAUGCACAACAAGAUACUAAAUAUGUAGGAACCUACUGAGGAAUGAAGAAACCCAAUGUAAUUUGACAGCAUACCAACAAACAGGUUGUGGUUAGUGUUUCAUUUCCCUUUUUUAAUGCUUAGAAAUGUGUGUGUUUUGUUGACUAGUGCAGUACAUUUGCGAAAUGCUGAGUGUGAACUAUGGUGAUUCUGGAAAGU
Messenger RNA from Scatophagus argus, 2468 nucleotides. RefSeq names its product lin-37 DREAM MuvB core complex component (gene lin37). The transcript has 10 exons. NCBI's taxonomy places the organism in Eukaryota, Metazoa, Chordata, Actinopteri, Scatophagidae. The record is from RefSeq and is a predicted model, not a curated record. Gene Ontology annotation, cellular component: Myb complex; transcription repressor complex. Gene Ontology annotation, biological process: negative regulation of transcription by RNA polymerase II. Bases 347 to 1078 code for a protein of 243 amino acids.